UCGUGUGCGAACACGCCAACAGCUCAGCUCUUCAUUUACUUUCUACUACCAGCUUCUUCUUCUUCUACUACUACUUCCAGGCGAGGCCGCGACGACUGACGCGUCAUCGGCUCCCCAUUCAUUGCGCUCCCGUGGGAGACCACCUGGUUCAACCCGCCGAAAUGGCUCACCUGAAUUCACAGCCGCUGGUAGUAUUCCUCCUGCGAUCGUCGUAGCUCAGCCUGUCUCCGCGCUGACUGACUCGCGGGGCCCACGCGAGGCCGGGGCCCGGGGGUCAGCGGGACGGGAUGUGCGAGAAAGCGAGCCUUGCCUGCAUCGCACGCCGUCGCCGCUAUCGGCCAGCCAGCCUCACUCCCCCCUCCCUACAAUACAAAGAGCACGAAACUGAAGCAGCGACGCGAAAAAAGGUUUCGAAAAAUCAGAAUCCAUGGGAAUUUAGAUUAGAAUUACUUACAGGGGUUUCGAACUCUCCGCGGCUGCUGCGCCCAUGGGAACGACGAGGCCGGGUGCGCGCGCGGUGCUCGCUCUGGUGCUCUGCGAGCUACUGCUGCUGCUGUCGCCGUCGGCGGCGGCGGCCGACGGCGGUGGUCUGCCGCGGCGGUCGCUGCACCAGCCCUUCUUCCCGAUCGGCUGGUCCCCGCCGCCGCCGGCGUCUGCGGAUGCGGCCGCCCCUCCGCCGCCGGCUGCCGCUGCGGCCGCGACCUCGGGCCCCGCGCGGUCCGCGCCCAGCGUCACCAACAUCGUCGCGAUCGCGCUCACAGCGGGCCUCGUCGCGCUCGCGGUGGUUUCCUACUCCUGCGUCCUCCUGUGGCGCCGCGUCGCCGAGGGCGCGGAGGACGACCGUGCCGCCGCGAAGCCGGCGGGGGCCCUUGCCGCGAGAAUUCCGAGUGAUGCCGGGAGCAGCGCCCGGCACCAGACGUCGCCGCCGCCCAGCUCCACCGCGUCGGACGCGAUUUACCUGGACCCUCUCACCGCGGUGAUGGAGGUGCGCCACCACCGGUCCAGCCCUGACCUGCGCCCUCUCCAGCUGCAGAAACAGCCCAGCCCUGACCUCCGCCCGCUGCCGCCGCUGAAACGGAUGGGCGCGCAGCCGACGCCGCCGCCCGCGGCCACGCCGCCUAUGACCGGCACGGAGUACUCCUCCUCCGACGAGGACCAGGCGACGUUUUACACCGCGCGAAAGACCAACAUGUCUUCGUUCAGCCGGAGCACGAGCCAGCGCAGCACCAUGGAGUACGCAGUGCCGCCGCCCGUGGCGCCUCCACCUGCUCCCGCGCCCGUGCCGAUGCCGCCGACGCCCGCUCCAGCGCCCGCGGCGCCGCCACCGCAAGCGAAUCGCCUGCGACCUCCUCGUCCGCCACCGUUGCCGAGGCAGAGACUGCUGCGGCCGAUGCCCGCCGAGUCGCCUCCUCCUGCCGCCCUGGCCAAUUUAGCUCUGACCAGCCCCCCUGAAGCCUCUGUCCAGAACAGGGAAGCCGAGAGCUCUGGCGUCCAGCCGGGCGGAAGCACCCGGCCGCCCAGUCUGAAACCGCUGCACUGGGACAAGCUCCGGGCCGUCUCCGGCCGCACCACAGUCUGGGACCAGGUCAAGAAUUCCGACUCAUUCCGCGUGGAUGAGGCGGCAAUGGAGAACCUGUUCCCCCAAAACAGCGCCACCGCCGCCGCGGGGAAUUCCGGUCAGGCGGCAGCGAGAGGAGGGCAGCACAGCCGGCUGCUCGACCCAAAGAGGCUGCAGAACGUGGCUAUCAUGCUCAAGGCGCUCAAUGUGACCGCAGACGAGGUGAUCGGAGCACUCGUGCACGGAAAUCUGGAAGAUAAGCCUGAGUUGUAUGAAACACUAGCUAAGAUGGCACCAACAAAAGAAGAAGAGUUAAAGCUGAAAGAUUACAGCGGUGACUUAUCAAAAAUUGAUCCAGCAGAGCGCUUUCUAAAAGACGUCCUUAAUGUUCCCUUUGCCUUCAAGAGAGUGGAUGCAAUGCUUUACAGAGCAAACUUUGAUGCUGAAGUGAAUUAUUUAAAGAAAUCUUUUGGAACUAUGGAGGCAGCUUGUUCAGACCUAAGAAGCAGCAACCUAUUCUUGAAGUUGCUGGACGCUGUUCUCAAGACCGGGAACCGCAUGAACGACGGCACCAACCGAGGCGAGGCGAGGGCCUUCAAACUCGACACGCUUCUAAAGCUCGCCGACAUCAAGUCAACCGACGGUAAGACGACGCUGCUCCACUUCGUGGUUCAAGAGAUCAUCCGGUCAGAAGGCUUCGACUCCGACCAACCAGAAACCAACAAUCCUGGCACUGGCAGUGCCAGCAAAGAACGGUUCAAGAAGGACGGCCUGAAAGUGCUGGCAGGGCUCAGCAGCGAGCUCUCAAACGUGAGGAAGGCGGCCACGCUGGAGAUGGACACGCUGAGCGGCAACCUGCUGAGGCUGGCGACCGACCUCGAGAAAGUGAGGCUGGUCUUGCAGCUCAGGGAGACGUGUGCCCGUCAGGAAAGCUCCGGCGCGGGGUUCUUCGAGUCGAUGGAUGGUUUUCUUGGAAGGGCGCAGGCGGAGAUCGGGAGCAUGAAGGUGGCGGAGAGGGGCGCGUUGCAGCGUGUGAAGGAGACCACGCAGUACUUCCAUGGUGAUGGCAACAUGGAGGAGCCUUCUCAGCCUCUGAGGGUGUUCAUGGUGGUGACAGAGUUCCUGUUGAUACUGGACCGCGUGUGCCGGGACGUCGGCAGGACGCCGGAGCGGGUGAUGAUGGGGUCCGGCAAGUCGUUCCGCGUCAGCGCCGGCACCUCGGUGCCGCCUCGCCGGUAUGAUUCGCGGACGCUUAGCUCGUCGGACGAGGACAGCUCGUCGUCGUAGAGCAGCAGCUUAGAGGAAUGUCCCUUUUUUUUGGUGGGGUGCACAGGAUAGUGCUAGUGGUGAUUUUGAGGGCGGUGAUUCUUGCACCCUCAGGGCUUAGAAGGGGCCGUUACUUUACUGUGUAAUAGUACUAGAUGUCUACAAAGGUUAAAAAUAUAGCUGUACAAAGACAAAAGUUUUUCUUGAUUCUUACAUAUAUGGGGGGAAUGGGAAAUUGUUCAGCUCACCAUGUUAUUUUA
Triticum aestivum (bread wheat) is the source of this 3084-nucleotide messenger RNA. RefSeq names its product formin-like protein 13. Gene Ontology annotation, molecular function: actin filament binding. The record is from RefSeq and is a predicted model, not a curated record. The transcript is spliced from 4 exons. The coding region runs from base 488 to 2845 and encodes 785 amino acids. NCBI's taxonomy places the organism in Eukaryota, Viridiplantae, Streptophyta, Magnoliopsida, Poales, Poaceae. Gene Ontology annotation, biological process: actin cytoskeleton organization; actin nucleation.